Messenger RNA from Adelges cooleyi (spruce gall adelgid), 1671 nucleotides. RefSeq names its product EH domain-containing protein 3-like. Gene Ontology annotation, biological process: endocytosis; endosomal transport. Gene Ontology annotation, cellular component: plasma membrane; cytoplasm. Bases 1 to 1671 code for a protein of 556 amino acids. The record is from RefSeq and is a predicted model, not a curated record. The transcript has 9 exons. Gene Ontology annotation, molecular function: GTP binding; calcium ion binding; protein binding. NCBI's taxonomy places the organism in Eukaryota, Metazoa, Arthropoda, Insecta, Hemiptera, Adelgidae.
AUGUAUUUACGACCUUAUAGUUUUACUCGGAGCUGUUUAGCUCUAAGUAAACGUCUGUCCUGUGCCAAAAUCGUCGAUAGAUCUAUUUACGGAAAUUUCCUCAAAGACGAAACUGCAAUCGAUGGUCUAAAAAAAGUGUACAAUUCAAAGCUCCUCCCACUGGAAAAACAUUAUUUGUACAAUGAGUUCUAUGAGCCUUUUUUGACCGAUCAAGAUUUCGAUGCCAAGCCAAUGGUGUUAUUUGUUGGUCAAUAUUCAACCGGGAAAACGUCGAUGAUAAGAUAUCUUAUCGAAAAAGAUUAUCCAGGUAUUCGAAUCGGUCCAGAACCCACUACGGAUAGGUUCAUGGUGAUCAUGGGUGGUGACAAAGAACAAUCGAUACCUGGCAAUGUACUUGUGGCCGACCCAGCCAAGCAGUUUCAAGAUCUAUCUCGUUUUGGUAACCAUUUUCUGAAAAAACUUCAUUGUGGCGUUGUUAGCACUCCACUGCUGAAAUCAAUAAGCUUUGUGGAUACACCUGGCAUAUUGUCGGGAGAAAAGCAACGAGCACAACGCGAAUAUAAUUUCUACGACUCGUUGAACUGGUUUGCCGAUCGGUCGGAUAUGAUUAUACUGACUUUCGACGCCAACAAAUUGGAUAUAUCCGACGAAUUGAAAGCCGCUAUAGACGUGUUAAAAGUCCACGAUAGCAAGUUAAGAAUCGCCCUAAACAAAGCCGAUACAAUCGACGAACGAUCCUUGCUAAGAGUCCACGGUGCCCUAAUGUGGGCUCUAGGAAAAGCAAUUCAUUGUCCGGAAGUUCCCAGAGUUUAUGUCGGUUCGUUUUGGGACAAACCUUACAAAAACGACGUUAAUAGAAAAAUGUUCUGCGAAGAAGAAUAUGAUCUGUUCCAAGAUAUAAAAACGCUGCCACAUAAUUCGGUUAUUUCAAAGUUAAACUACAUAGGAAAAAGAGCAAAAACUGCAAUUAUACAUGCGUACAUAAUUGCUGAACUAAAUUCGCGUAUGACGUUCGUGAGCAGGUUUUGGUUCAAAGACAGCCAACAAAACAGACUGAUCGACGACCUAAAAGAAAUAUGCGUUGAUAUAUUCAAUAAACACAAACAUCUGAGUUGGGGUGAUUUUCCGGAUAUAGAAAAUUUGAAGUCACUUUUGAGGCAAAAAGACUUCAGCACCUUUAACGGUUUAAAUGACAAAUUAAUUAAACGUGCGCAAAACUUAUUAGACGGAAUGAACGUUGAAAUGACAACGAAUGAUGUAGAAGUGUUAAGUAACGUUAUUCCCAACGAUAAUGACACCACUACACCGUUUAACGUGAAAAAUGCAGGUAUUAACGAAGGACAGUUUGAUGGUAGUUGGAUUGUUGAACAAUAUAGAAAACCAUUUGAUGAAAUGUUUGAAAGACUAGAAAAAGUGAAUGGAAAAGUGGUUAGGACAGCGGCUAAAGAUGAAAUGCUCAAGACCAAAUUGCCUAAUUCAGUGUUGUCUAAAUUGUGGAAGUUAGCUGAUGUAGACGAGGAUGGACUUUUAGAUGUAGACGAAUUCGCAUUGGCAAUGUAUUUAAUUAAAAUAAAACUGGAAGGUUCAGAAAUACCAACAGAACUCCCCAAACACUUGAUACCGCCUUCAAAGCGUUAUCUUAAAUAUUUUUCUAUGGUAACUAACAAAUGA